Triticum aestivum (bread wheat) is the source of this 1097-nucleotide messenger RNA. Its product is annotated as RNA polymerase-associated protein LEO1-like. The record is from RefSeq and is a predicted model, not a curated record. The coding region runs from base 2 to 862 and encodes 286 amino acids. The transcript is spliced from 2 exons. Lineage: Eukaryota; Viridiplantae; Streptophyta; Magnoliopsida; Poales; Poaceae.
CAUGUCUGAAUUGGAAAGGAUAGUUGAAGAUCUAGGCUAUGAGAUGGCAGGUAGAUUGGAUGUAUAUUGGUGUUUGCCAGGGUUGCAAAUUAAGACUGGUGGUCUUAGGAAAAUGAAUUCCCAGGAAGCUUGUGACAAUAUUAGUGCUUGUGUAGUUUUUGGACAUAAAGAAAUUCAGUUAUUCCUUGACCAUGAUGAGAGCUACAGGAGUAUCGAAUGGGAUGAUGUUGUGGUCUUUCCUGUCAAUGAUUUACCUCAUGUGAUCAGUCCUAGGAAAGUAAAAGAGGAGAAAUUUGCAGAGAGAAUGUCUGAACAAAAUAUGGCAGAGGAGCAAGGUGAUGACAAUGCAGAGGAGGCUGGGCAGAACAUGGAAGAGGGGCAAGGUGAUGAGCAAUUCAAUGAGGAAGAAAUUGAGCAGUAUAUGGCAGAUGCUGAGGAAGAGGAUGAGGCUGAUGUGGAAGAGGAACAGGAGGAAGAUGUUGUGGAAGAGGAACAUGAUGAAUAUGCACAGUCAGAUGUAGAUGAUGGCAGUCUUUCUCAUGCUGGAAGAGGAGUUAGUGAUUCAGAAAAUGGGGAUGAAAUUGUGGACAGUGAUUAUGUUAUAUCUGAUGGAGAUGUAGAUCUUCUAGAAGAUCAAAUAGAAGAGGUGGUAAUAGAUGUAAAAGGAAAGAAAGCUGCAGAUAUUGGAGCUUCUUCUGAUGAGGAAGAUCUUCAGAUGCCAGAUUCUGAUGAGGAUGAGCUGAAGCACAACUUCAAUACAUUCAGGCCAGAAGAUAUGCAUGAUCCUGUGUUCAAAGUUGGACAGUUAUUCCAGUCACCAGAGAUGUUAAGGAAAGCCAUUAGGGAAUAUUUAAAUUGUUAGUGAGCUCAUAUGUGUAGUUAUGCAAUGCAGGUACAUUUUAGAAGCAAGAGAGUUGCCAAUCCUCUCUAUGAUAGACAGGAUUAAGGCACAACUAACUACUAGGAUGGUUACAAAAAAUGAAGAGAUGUUGAGCUGGACAUCUCCAAUUUGCCCAAAGAUUAAGAAAAGACUAGACAAGAACACAGAAUUAGCUAACACAUGUUAUGCUGAAUUAGCUGGAGAUGGCAUAUAUUCU